Molecule: messenger RNA, 226 nt
Organism: Sphaeroforma arctica JP610
Lineage: Eukaryota; Ichthyosporea; Ichthyophonida
Exons: 2
Source: RefSeq, a predicted model, not a curated record
UGUUUGUUCACUCGCAGCCACACAGGUCUGUUCGCUGUGGGAGAUGGAGUACUACGCACCAGGCAACACCAGCGAUCGAUCCUGCCAGAUCGUUUCGCCCGUGUGGAUCAAGUUCUCGAAGAGGAAUCAGUACAACGAAAGCACAUACUGGAUGCUAGAGCAGCAGGUGACACAGGUCAUUGGCUACUAUUUGCAGUCUACGCUGCUGAGCUCAUCGCUGGCUUCG